AUGGGGCUGGACAUCUCCAAGAUGCUCACCCCAAGCAAGGCUCCAUUCUACAGCAUCGUUCCAGGAAAUGCGGCUACACCGAUUAGUUCGGUAACACAACCAGUUACCUUUGGGACAAAGGAAAACUACCGUACGGAGUACAUCAAGUUCAAGGUGGCGAACUUCGAGUCCUCAUACCACACCAUCCUCGGUAGACCUGCUCUGGCCAAAUUCAUGGUCGUACCCCAUUACGUCUACCUACUUCUCAAGAUGCCGGGCAAGAUAGGGGUACCCACCUUCCAUUGCGACUUGAAGAAGUUGUACGACUGCGAUCAAGAGGCAAUCGCGUACGCCUCGACUACACGCGUGCCAGAACCUUCAUCUGAAGUUUCACAGCCACGCAACAGCUCUCCUAGUCAGAGAUGGUGA
This is a messenger RNA of Panicum hallii, 408 nucleotides long. RefSeq lists its product as uncharacterized. The transcript has a single exon. The record is from RefSeq and is a predicted model, not a curated record. The coding region runs from base 1 to 408 and encodes 135 amino acids. Lineage: Eukaryota; Viridiplantae; Streptophyta; Magnoliopsida; Poales; Poaceae.